Aureobasidium melanogenum CBS 110374 is the source of this 2331-nucleotide messenger RNA. RefSeq lists its product as uncharacterized. Gene Ontology annotation, cellular component: nucleus. The transcript has 10 exons. Gene Ontology annotation, molecular function: RNA polymerase II cis-regulatory region sequence-specific DNA binding; zinc ion binding; DNA-binding transcription factor activity, RNA polymerase II-specific. Gene Ontology annotation, biological process: DNA-templated transcription; positive regulation of transcription from RNA polymerase II promoter by galactose. NCBI's taxonomy places the organism in Eukaryota, Fungi, Ascomycota, Dothideomycetes, Dothideales, Saccotheciaceae. Bases 1 to 2331 code for a protein of 776 amino acids. The record is from RefSeq and is a predicted model, not a curated record.
AUGUUUCAUACCUUCCAGGCCACCGAGACCAAUGGCGAGGAUACAAACGAUGCCGCCAAAUUACAUCGACCAUUAGGAGCAAGACGUAUCACAACAAGUAACGCAUGUGGGUCCUGCAGGCGCAGAAAGAUACGCUGCGAUGGUGCUACACCCUGCGGGCAAUGUGUAUACUAUCAGCAAGCAGAUGCUUGUUUUUACUCCAAGCCACCACCGCGUGUCGUGUUAUCCAAGAAGUUGAUGGAAGACCUGUCAGCGUCUGUUGACCGAUAUCGCUCAGUCUUUGAGCGUCUCUUCCCUGGUCGGAGUAUUGAACAGCUGGCCCCACUUUCGAAGGACGAUCUCAUCGCCAUCAUCGGGAUACCGCCAGCGAAAAAUGAUCAAUCAACCCAGAUAUCGGAGCUGGGUUCUCCAAUAUCUACUCUCGGAUCCGAAGGAGCUGAAAGCCUUGAGACGCUUAUUCAAGCACCAGAGCAAGAUCCAAUAGCCGACGAGGCCACGCGACAUCAAGCCAGAGUAAAGGGUAUCUCCGAUGAUGUCAAUGGAUUAUCAUUGUCAUUGGACAGGCCCUCCUCAUAUGUUGGUGUCUCGUCUAUCACGGCUGCUUUGAAGGUCAUCUGUAGAGUGGCUCCUGCAACACGAAGACUGCUAGCGUUGGGCCAUACCGAAACCGCCCUACCCAGUCGUACGGACUCACCAGAUGUGACUAGUAUUGAUCCUGCAUACCUACCACCUGCAGAGCUCGGACAAGUCUUGAUUGAGACAUAUUUCAGAAAGGUCCACCCACUAAUGCCCAUGCUGGACGAGAAACAUUUUUGGCAGACAUGGCUUUAUGGAGAACGCAAAGACCAUGCUUGGAUGGCUCUACUCAAUACAGUGCUGGCUCUUGGGUCUGUGAUGUCGUCAGAUUGUACAGACAACUCUCAUGAUGCCUAUUACCAACGCGCUAUGCAACUUCUAGAUCUUGAUAGCCUGGGGAGUGGCAACUUACUUGUCGUCCAAGCUUUGGGCCUUCUGAGCGGAUACUAUCUUCACUAUGUCAGCAGGCCAAAUUUGGCAAACAACGUGAUCGCAGACAGUGGAAUAUCAGCACACAAAACUAUGUCUGCUGAUAUCAAACGACGGACAUGGUGGAGCCUAUACGUCCUUGACACAUGGGCAAACGCAACCACCGGUAGGCCCUCUCUUGGACAGCAGGAUAAAGGGAUAACGGUCCAAGUGCCCUAUGUCAAAGAUGUCUCAGACCCAGCAACGGCCAGCUUCUUACCCUUGGCACAUAAUGUUGCUUUCUGCAGAAUAGCUUCUCAGAUCCAAGACGUAUUAUCUGCGUCUCCGCUGCUGCCGUUCGAUGAUUUGAAUCGAUUGGACAAAGAGCUGCUGCAAUGGCAUACCAGCCUGCCAAUCUACUUGAAGCCCGCGAGCUCGUCCACGACAGAUAGUCAACGGCCUCAGAGACGAAACACCAUCGCAAAGAUACUUGAGACGCCGAGCAUGAUCAUGCAUUGGAAGUAUCAAAACCUCAGACUUCUCUUGCACAGACCUUACCUCCUUGCCACUGCCUUGCGCAAUGGAGAUAUAAACUCACUCUCUGCUGAAGAGAAAGUCGGAUCAACACGCUGUCAAGCUAUUGCGGCUCGUACGAUAGAGGAUAUCAGCUAUAUGUGUCCUGAAGAAUUACUUGCUGGUUGGAAUGGAGUCUGGUUCAUGUAUCAAGCAGUCAUGAUUCCGCUAGUCUGCAUAUUCUCUUCGAUAGGGAAGUCGCGAAAGCAAGUCGCAGAUGACAAGCAAAAUAUUGCCUCGACGGACUUCACUGCCGUCGAGACUGAUGGCGAGGAUUCCAGGCGCCCAGAGCAGGUUGAAAUGCAAGAGUGGCAGAACCUGAUUGAAAAGGCUUUGCAGUUCUUCGAGAGAAUGGAUCGCUGGUCAGUGGCGGCAAAGAAGUCGCACGACGUAGUAUCGCGACUUUACGAAGCCAGCAAGAUCCUGGCCAAUGGCGACUCCGAGCACAUCCUUGCUGCUCAGGAUCAGUCUGCCAGGGUCCACAGCGCACCUCUGAAUCUUGGAACGGUUGUAAGUUGCCAGAUCGACCCGGCCAAUGCCUUUGACAAUUCUCAAGUGCCGCAUCCGACUUCGAAUAUGUUGACCGAAGAUAUCUGGGGCCUGUCACCAGAUGGCGCUGCUGCAAUGAAUAACUUCUGGUUUGAUGAUAUGAUGUGGGAUAUACCAGUUGCGAACAUCGAGAUGUUUGAGAACACCGGCAACGGAUUGUCUUACAGUGAAUUAGACUGGCUGGCUAGCUUGGAUACGCAGACUGCGAACGAACAGAUCUGGUAA